UCAUCCACGGACUAAGAUAUUAUAUCUUAGUCCGUGUUAUCAUCCCAUAUCUGAGUCCACGCUUCAAAAUUAUAGCAUUACACUUUCUGAUUCACGAUAGCGGGAACACAUUAAAAGUUUAAUCGAAAAUCUCGACUUAGUGACUUUUAUUUACGCCUAGGCUACUAGCUGUCUGGCUCCCCCUGUCCUUUACGCCCUCCAACCACUGAUGCGAUGUCCAACGUGGACGUCUUGGAGCAAUUGCAGCUGGUGCUCAAGCCCGACAUGCCGGACAGGCGGCUCGUGUGCGUCGAGGAGACAGACACCGCCAAAGCGGACAUGAUCUUAUCGUUUUACAUGUGGUACGCGUUCACGAAGACUGACCUGCCCGUGCAACUGAUUGGUACCCGGGACUCGUACGGUCACUACCAGAACGUGGGCCUGAAGUUCCAUUACAACCUGCUGUCAAUGUCCAAUCAAAGUCGAUUUGAGUACGUCGAUUCUGUCGAGUGCAUUAACGAUCUGUUUAACUAUACGGGUGACCUGCUUAAAAGAUACCCCACCGGCCCUACCUACAUGGUAGUGGAUGAUAUUAGCUCAUUUUUGUUGUUAGGCGCGACGUUAAGUGACAUUAUUACAUUUCUGAUGUAUGUCAAGCAUGAACCGCGUCUUCGCUUAGUUAUUGGCUGUUGGAAACAUAAGGAUGAUGAAUCAGCUAAGAGGCUAGCAUCUGCUAUAUCGCAUACAGCCGACAUCAGGGUGGCACUGGCACCAUUAGUCACAGGGUUUUCUAAUACUGCAACAGGCACAAUGAGGAUCACUACACAUGAAUCACAGUGCGGCAUAGAAGAAGUGUCUUAUCUGUACAAGUUAGCCGACAAUGGCCUUAAGUUAACAUUGAAUUCAGGCACUGUUUGAUAAAACCAUUAGGUUUUUAAACAUUUUAUAAGCUGUUAUAAAGUGAUAUGAUUUGAUGCAUACUAUUUGUAUAAAAUGAAUUAAUUAUAUACUGUAAAUAAAUAUCAACUAAAAAUAA
This is a messenger RNA of Myzus persicae (green peach aphid), 1015 nucleotides long. RefSeq lists its product as uncharacterized. Gene Ontology annotation, biological process: tRNA wobble uridine modification. The transcript has a single exon. Gene Ontology annotation, cellular component: elongator holoenzyme complex. Lineage: Eukaryota; Metazoa; Arthropoda; Insecta; Hemiptera; Aphididae. The coding region runs from base 214 to 897 and encodes 227 amino acids. The record is from RefSeq and is a predicted model, not a curated record.